UUUCCGGUUUAGGAUUCUGUUCCGUGUGCUUGUUCUCUUUCGAGCUAAGGCCGAUUAUUAUAAAACAUUAAUUUUUGGCAACUUGCACCAAUUAAUUAAGCUAAAAGUUUAAAUAUGUCGACAAAAGCUGAGCUCGCAUGCGUCUACGCCUCCCUCAUCCUCGUCGAUGAUGAUGUCGCCGUCACCGGUGAGAAAAUCUCGACCAUCCUGAAGGCCGCUAAUGUUGAGGUGGAGCCCUACUGGCCCGGUCUGUUUGCCAAGGCGUUGGAGGGCAUCAAUGUCAAGGACUUGAUCACUAACAUUGGCUCCGGUGUUGGUGCUGCCCCAGCUGGCGGUGCUGCUGCUCCAGCCGCCGCUGCCGCUCCCGCUGCCGAGUCCAAGAAGGAGGAGAAGAAGAAGGAAGAGGAGUCUGAUGUCUCCGACGACGACAUGGGCUUCGGUCUGUUCGAUUAAACUGUAGCCGCAGCAGCUAAAACUACUGUAGUUACUAACAUAGAGGCAACAACAUCCGCCGUGUAUGUGAAGUAAGAUUUUGUAAUCUUCCCACAUUCGUACACGUUUUAAUGUACAAACGCGAGGAAAUAUAAAAGUUUACUUUAACGUGA
Molecule: messenger RNA, 605 nt
Organism: Drosophila navojoa
Lineage: Eukaryota; Metazoa; Arthropoda; Insecta; Diptera; Drosophilidae
Gene: RpLP1
Product: Ribosomal protein LP1
Biological process (GO): translational elongation; cytoplasmic translation
Cellular component (GO): ribosome; cytosolic large ribosomal subunit
Molecular function (GO): ribonucleoprotein complex binding; protein kinase activator activity; structural constituent of ribosome
Source: RefSeq, a predicted model, not a curated record